ACAGCUCAAACGUUCAGCUCUGAACCACACUGCAUCAUACUGCAGAGAAUUAUAUCACAGCUGAAGGGAACAUCUAAAUGGGAACCUGACUGAACAUCAGACUCUUCAUAUGGGUAUGGAAAACCUCAACUCCACCCACUUCCCCACCAACCAAUCAGACUUCAAUAGCACCUUCACCCGCCAGGUGCUCCCUCCGCUCUAUUUUGUGACCUGCAUCGUGGGCAUCUGCCUGAAUGGUGUGGCAGCAUGGAUCUUCUUCAGAGUGCCGAGUGACUCAGGUCUCGUGGUCUACCUGAAGAACAUGGUAGUGGCCGACCUCCUCAUGCUGUCCACUUUCCCCUUCAGGCUGGCGGCUCAGCUGGGUCUGGGCGGCUGGCGCAUCCAUGUCAUCAUUUGCCGCUACACCGCCGUGCUCUUCUACUCCUCCAUGUACGUGGGGAUCCUCUUCAUGGGUCUCAUCAGCCUCGAGCGCUACGUCAAGAUCGUCCGACACACCUCCUCCUCCACCUGCAGGUCCAGGUUAGGCGGGAUGUCUGCGCUGCACCUCCUGCAGAGUGUCGGCUUCGCCCGGGUGCUGGCUUUCUUCACCUGGAGCCUGCUCCUCCUCUGCGUCCUGCCCAACGUCCUGCUGACCAGCCAGUUGGCAACUGAGGUGAACUCUCGACACUGCAUGGAGUUGAAGACACCUCUGGGUGUGCAGUGGCACCGGGUAUCUACCCUCUUCAGUGUGUCCCUGUUCUGGGUUACGUUGCUGGUCCUCGCCUUCUGCUACGCCUCCAUCGUCCACAGGGUUUACCAGUCAUACCGCCGUGUGCGCCGCAAUAGCAGUGAAGCCUGCCGCAAGUCCAACCGCAGCAUCUUCAGCAUCCUGGCGGUGUUCUUCAUCUGCUUUGUGCCGUAUCACAUCUGCCGCGUGCCGUACACGCUGAGCCAGAUGCCUGACUCGGGCUUCAGCCAUGACACCCGGUUCCUGCUGUUCCAGCUAAAGGAGGGGACGCUCUUCCUGUCGGCGCUCAACGUAUGCCUCGACCCCGUCAUCUACGUCCUGAUGUGCCGGAACUUCAGAGAGUCGCUACUGAGGAAACUGUCAGGGAGGGAGAGGAGGAGGUCCUUGACCACCGCCCAGAGUCUGAGUAACAUUUAGGAGGAGAGGAGACAAAGCAAGGACAGGAGACAAGAAGAGGACACAAGGAAAGGAAGCAAAGAGAGGAGGAGAGGAGAAGAGGAAACAAGAGAGCAGGGGAUCGAUCAUUGACAAAACAGUCUAAACGGUUUAACAGCUUUCAAAUGUCACACAAUCUACAUCACCACAUUGAAUCAUUUAAGUGGUCUAAGAGGUUAUUUGAGAUUGUUUUGUCCACCAGACCUGAAUCACACUGUGGUGUAGAAAAAAUUAACAAAAAAGAUAGAAAAAAGGAAAUUGGUAAUGAAGGUACCAUCUAUGUCUGUUUCUCUUGAAGUAAAUCAAAUCUAUAUUUUGACUCACAGAUUCCAAAGACAAUAUAACAUUUUGAUUAAGUAUCAGGUCUCCAUGAGUGAAACUAAAUGUCAUUUUAAGAAGGGUUAGUGCAGCAACAAUGCAACAAUUUACAUGUACAUGUAAUAAUGUAAUACUCUGAUAGCAAUGUGUAUACAUUCAGAAUUAUGUAUACAUAAUGGUAAUUAUUGAAAUAACAGUAAACUGUAUAUUAUGAAAUGAGAUUUAUAUAAAAUGUCUGAUUCACAUAGUUUCAUUUUUGUUUUAUUUAUUAUUAAAGAAAGAAAAGGAAAGGAAUAGAAAAGAAAGGAAAGGAGGAAGCCACAUUGUGAUUUUUGCUGUUAUGGAAGUGAAACUGGACUCUGAUGAAUGGGCAUCAAACCUGUGGCACCAGACUCUGUUGUGGUGUCCAGUUCUCUUCCAGCAUCAUGUUACUGUGACUGAUUCACUUUUCAGUAAAUUCAGCUGAUUUGGUGUUAGUGGCUCUGAGGUCACAUGAGCUUCUCCUCUCUCUGGAGCUUCAGAUGACUGUAAUGUUUAUACUUUUGAACUGAGGGUGUGUUUGGACUGAAUAUGUUCCUCCAACCACCCAAAAACGUGAAAAUCAUGAAUUAUGUUAAAACUCAUAGGAUGUCCAAUGCCAGAUUCAAUUAGUGUGGAUUCAUCAAAUAAAACAUUCGUGCCGUGAAACAAUACAUGUUGUGUCUUUCCAGCUGGUGCAGAGUAAGCUGAAAUCAGACACUCCCUUGAGAACAUUUUAUUUUUAUCUUCUUUUAAAAUAUGUAUAUUUUGAAUAUCAAUAUACUAUGUAAAAGAGAAAUAUGCUUAAGUGAACACAUUUAAAAGGUUGAACCUUGUAAAGCGCCAGUUAAUUUCAAAUUGUUGGGCUUGGACAAAAGAGAGAUGUGUUUAAAAACAUUAUUUCAACUUCAUUAUCGUUGAUAUUUAAAUUGCUAACAUAAAACUCCUGUUACAUACAAAAGCAAGUGGAUAAUUUAAAUGAUGUAACAUCAGCACAGAUGCUUAGCCUAUGCUAUUGAAGAAUUAAAGCUAACAAGCUAGUGUUACAGCAAGCUAGUGAUAAUGUUAUUAUUGUAAACUCAGCUAUUUAGCAUUUUUAAAUGAUGAUAAUACAUUUUGUGGCAUUACAAGGGGGCAGGUAGUAGAGGGACGCUACAUCUCCAUACAGGAGCAGCUGCUAGAUCACAAAAUGGCUGCCGUGGCACACACUCCAACUUCCAGAGUGCCUCACCGCUCAGACAGGUGCAGGUGCUUAAGCCACCUGAUUGCAGCACUGAGAAAUAUGUGGAGUAGAUCAAAGAGGGCAGGGAGGACAGAGAGCACAAGGCUGGAAGGAGCAGGAUUGAAGCCACACCAGAAAGGACUGUGAAAGGACCCACCUUUAAAGGAAAGUGGACAUUUUAUGUUGGACUUUAUGUUGAAAUUGCCCUUCUCUCUGUUGGGACCUUUUAAGUUGAGUCACAGGCCUUGAUUUUGAGUGGGAGAACAUACCUGAGUUACCUUUCUGUUAACCUGCUGGUUGGAAAAUAAAAAUUCCCCUUGCUUUGA
Molecule: messenger RNA, 3046 nt
Organism: Seriola aureovittata
Lineage: Eukaryota; Metazoa; Chordata; Actinopteri; Carangiformes; Carangidae
Product: P2Y purinoceptor 14
Exons: 2
Coding region: 110-1144 (344 amino acids)
Biological process (GO): G protein-coupled receptor signaling pathway
Cellular component (GO): membrane
Molecular function (GO): G protein-coupled purinergic nucleotide receptor activity
Source: RefSeq, a predicted model, not a curated record